CCAUUUAUUCCUUUGUCCCCAGGAGCAGUAUGCUGUGAUGAGGAGUACCGGCUGGUGCGCCACCUGAUGACGAAGUACGAUGCCUCUGUGAGGCCCGUGGAGAACUCCUCGCAGCCACUCCUCGUCACCUUCGGCGUGUCGCUGCAUCACAUUAUUGACGUUGAAGAAAAAGACCAACUUCUCACAACCAAUUGCUGGAUCACACAAAUCUGGACAGACUAUCACUUGAGAUGGAAUACCAGUGACUUCGACGGCAUUGGUGUCAUCAGAAUACCAUAUGAAAGAGUCUGGAGACCAGACAUCAUACUUUAUAACAAUGCGGACCCUAACUACAGAUCAGCGGUGAUCAACACAAAUGUCAUAGUCAAACAUACAGGAGAGGUGACGUGGUUAAGUCACGGCAUCUACGUGUCAGUAUGCGAUAUCAAUGUGGAGCAGUUCCCGUUUGAUGUCCAGCUGUGCACCAUGAAGUGGGCGUCCUGGACGUAUGAUGGGUUUCAGCUGGAUCUAAAGAAACAAUUCGACGAAGGUGACACGACAAAUUACCAAACUAAUGGUGAAUUUGAUCUGGUGAGCUUCGACGCGAUCCGCCACGACCAAUACUACUCCUGCUGUGUCGAACCAUACCCUGACAUCACAUACGUCAUCAAGUUAAGGAGAAGACCCAUGUUCUACGUGUUCAAUCUUAUACUACCGUGUCUACUUAUUAACGGCAUCGCGCUCCUCGUGUUUUACGUGCCGUCAGAGUCAGGUGAAAAGGUGACCCUGGGCAUAAGUGCUCUUCUAUCUAUGACCGUAUUCUUGAUGACUAUAAGAGAUACGCUGCCGCCUACUGAGAAAACGCCACUUAUAAGUCUGUAUUAUGGAGUUAGUACGUGCCUAGUUUCGUUUUCCGCAUCUCUUUCUGUUGUCACGCUCAACAUAUCUUACAGAGGAGUGAGAGGGCAGCCGGUGCCGGCGGUGCUGCGCGAGCUCGUGCUGCAGCGGCUCGCGCGCCUGCUCUUCAUCAACUUUGACACUGACGCACCAAAGGGUGACGGUGGUUCGUUGACGUCAGCCGCCGUGCAGGUGAACCCUCGCACUGGCUCCCGGCUCAAAGCGGAGGUGCGCUGCGACGGGGCGCCGCUCACGCCCGCCUCGCCGCGCUUUGCACGUCACAAUCACAAUCAUCUAGCAGGCUCAGGUACAAAUGUGGCGACAGUACCUGUAAGCGGUGGUGUAGCGAACUCAGGGGGCGGCGAGGCGGCUUGCGCGGGCGCGGCUUGCUCGCGCUGCGCGUGCUGCGGCUGCACGCUGCGCGAGGCCGCCGCCCGCCACGAGCAGCGGGUCGCCGCCAACGAACGCCUGGAACGCGCUAACUUGGAGUGGAAACAGGUCGCGGUGGUCGCUGAUCGGGCGCUGCUUGCGGUCUUCGUGCUCGUCACCACAAUAUCAACGGCAGCCAUCUUGCUUCCCCAGCUCAACAACCUACACGUGGGCAACACGCCUCUGAAGCCACCCAUUUAGAGGCCAGACUCUGUUUUUAGGGUCACUGAAAACAAAAUAUUCUUUUGCCAACGAAUGUGUCAAUAAAUGAAUCGUGCCAAAAUAACUGUGCCACAGUAUGAUUAAUUGUUUCCAAGAAAAAUAUUUAUAUAGGCCUCAAUCGCAUACGAUGACAUGCUGAAAGUGAUUUUAGUAGGUAUGUACUUAUUUACCUAAGUUUUAUAUUAAGUUACUUGUAUCACAGAAAACGGACGAAGACGUUUUUCGGUAGAAAAACAAAAAGUGCGAAAUAUAGCUGUUAUGGAAGUUCUUAUUCGUCUUGGCAGAUAAAUGCAAGGUGAGCCAAACCUUUUUUAUGAAACGUGACAUAUUUUGUACGGCCGGUAACUAAAAUGUUUGUCGUCGCUGCUUCCAAAUCCAAUUAUUUGUGAAGGGGAGAGGUAGACUUAGCGGCAGUUCAAAUUUAAAUAUGAAUGUUGACUGUCUAUGAAAUAACGCGUAAAGUAGGCACUGAAGUUAUUUAGGUUUAAGUAUGGGCGAGUACCCAUAAUUAUAGAUGAACAAUCUGUAUUUUAUACGAAAUAUAAUGUUUUCUUUUUUAUAUAUUGAACCUAA
This is a messenger RNA of Trichoplusia ni (cabbage looper), 2100 nucleotides long. RefSeq names its product neuronal acetylcholine receptor subunit alpha-10-like (gene nAChRa5). Bases 67 to 1506 code for a protein of 479 amino acids. The record is from RefSeq and is a predicted model, not a curated record. Gene Ontology annotation, molecular function: transmembrane signaling receptor activity; acetylcholine-gated monoatomic cation-selective channel activity. Gene Ontology annotation, cellular component: neuron projection; synapse; postsynaptic membrane. The transcript has 10 exons. Lineage: Eukaryota; Metazoa; Arthropoda; Insecta; Lepidoptera; Noctuidae. Gene Ontology annotation, biological process: chemical synaptic transmission; signal transduction; regulation of membrane potential.